Molecule: messenger RNA, 7819 nt
Organism: Balaenoptera ricei (Rice's whale)
Lineage: Eukaryota; Metazoa; Chordata; Mammalia; Artiodactyla; Balaenopteridae
Gene: GAS7
Product: growth arrest specific 7
Exons: 14
Coding region: 279-1547 (422 amino acids)
Biological process (GO): neuron projection morphogenesis; actin filament polymerization
Cellular component (GO): cytoplasm; plasma membrane; actin filament
Molecular function (GO): actin filament binding
Source: RefSeq, a predicted model, not a curated record
GCACCCCGGUCGGAAAUGGACCCAGAAGCUGGGAUUUAGGCAGGAGCAGGGCUAUUCCUGAUCAUUUCCAAGGCUGGAACACAGCCCGGGGUUUGCUGAGCGCCAGGGCUUUGGGAACGCCUCCUCGGAGGCCCGGGACCACAGGGGAGGUGACACCUGCUACAGGGCGAGGGGACAGAGGCGCCCGUGGCACCCGGGGGCUCACGGCUGCUGUGCAGCUGGUCCCCUGGGCCCGCUCACCUGGCAGGUGCUGUCUUCCCGCUGAGGCUGUAGCAUCCAUGCAGAAGGGGGUUCGUGGGAAGCCUGGAAUGGUGCCCCCUCCACCGGGAGAGGACAGCCAGACCGUUGUCCUUCCACCAGGCUGGCAGAGCUACUUAUCCCCUCAGGGCCGGCGCUACUAUGUCAACACAGCCACCAAUGAGACCACCUGGGAGCGCCCCAGCAGUUCUCCUGGGAUUCCAGCCAGCCCUGGCCCUCACAGAAGCUCUCUGCCUCUGACAGUGAAUGGACACCACACGCCGGGGACCCCCACGCUCCCUCCUGAGACUGCUCACAUGAGUGUCCGAAAAUCCGCCGGCGAUUCCCAGAACCUGGGAUCCUCGUCACCAGGCAAAAAGCAGAGCAAGGAGAACACCAUCACGAUAAACUGCGUGACAUUUCCUCACCCAGACACGAUGCCGGAGCAGCAGCUGCUCAAACCAACCGAAUGGAGCUACUGUGACUAUUUCUGGGCUGAUAAGAAGGACCCCCAAGGCAACGGGACCAUGGCUGGGUUUGAACUGCUGCUUCAGAAACAGCUGAAGGGCAAACAAAUGCAGAAGGAAAUGUCAGAGUUCAUCCGGGAAAGGAUAAAGAUUGAAGAAGAAUACGCAAAGAACUUAGCUAAGCUGUCUCAGAACUCCUUGGCUGCUCAGGAGGAGGGCUCCCUGGGAGAAGCGUGGGCGCAGGUGAAGAAGAGCCUUGCCGACGAGGCUGAAGUUCACCUCAAGUUCUCCGCCAAGCUUCACAGUGAGGUGGAGAAGCCCCUGAUGAACUUCCGCGAGAACUUCAAGAAGGACAUGAAAAAGUGUGACCACCACAUUGCGGACCUCCGCAAGCAGCUCGCCAGCCGCUAUGCCGCGGUGGAGAAGGCCCGGAAAGCCCUCACGGAGCGGCAGAGAGACCUGGAGGUGAAGACCCAGCAGCUGGAGGUAAAGCUGAGCAACAAGACGGAGGAGGACAUCAAGAAGGCGCGGAGGAAGUCCACGCAGGCGGGAGAUGACCUCAUGCGCUGUGUGGACCUCUACAACCAGGCCCAAUCCAAGUGGUUUGAAGAGAUGGUGACCACCACGUUGGAGCUGGAACGGCUGGAGGUGGAGAGGGUGGAGAUGAUCCGGCAGCAUCUGUGCCAGUACACGCAGCUGCGGCACGAGACGGACAUGUUCAACCAAAGCACAGUCGAGCCUGUGGACCAACUGCUGCGAAAAGUGGACCCAGCCAAAGACAGGGAGCUGUGGGUCAGAGAGCACAAGACAGGCAACAUCCGCCCCGUGGACAUGGAGAUCUAGACGCACGGCCUGGGGGGUCCUGCUGAGGAGGGGCUGGGGUCCCACGGAGAGGAGGUGGCGCUCCGGCCAGGGGGGGACCUGCUCCCAAGCGGAGCUGCCCUCCCACCCGCUCUCCUGGUCCACUGAGGAGAGGGGACAGUGAAGCCAGAAGGGCGGCCCGGAUGGCCCCAUGGGGAGCUCCCUGGUGUUCCCAGGCCAAGAAGAUGGAUCCAUAGCCCUGCCCUUGUCUCCGAGGCUGAAGCCCCCCAAGUCCCAUGCCGUGCUUGCCACUCCGAGAACAAACCGAGGCUGGAACUUUGUGGUCCCUGCUGAGCACCAGAGGGGUCCCCUCCCCACCCAGAGCCAGCUGUGUCACACGCUCGCGCCCCUGGAAGCCCCGAGGCCCUUCCUCCAGCCAGCCCACUUGUCUCCAGGGCUUUGGAGGGGCGGGGGAGAGAGGUCCCUGUCUCCAAGCCAAGUGUCAGCAUCAGAAUCGUGGAUAGAAGGCACCAUUCAGCUCAACAGCCCACACCCAGAAUCCUUUGCAGCAGCCCUCCCUCUUUGUUUUUUCCCAUUGCAUAUUCUGGGAGCCCACAUCCUGGCUCUUCUCUGCUACUUUUCAUCAUUGGGAGUCUUGGGAAGAAGGCCUGGCUCCUGUUUUCCCAGACUGACCCUGCCUGCAGAGGUCAGGAUGGAACUACCUCAUUCAGCAAAUUCGCCCCAAGUCGGAGCGUUGACUCGUGUUUCCAAUUAGAUCAGGCAUCAAUGUCACGUGCUCUCUCUGGGCGUCCCCGUCCACCCAGCCCACAGCCGCUUCCUCGGGGGAGCUCCCUCUUCCACCCUCGCUUGUCCUGGGGGCUGGGUCAGUUGCAUGUUGGAGAUGGGUUGGGGCAAGUGUCUGUCACCCCCCAGAUGGCUCCACCUGCCUACGCACAGCGGGGUCGGGACCACUGUCUCACGCAUGGCUCUCACUGGCAGGCACUGUGCAGACAUCGCAGACUCUCGUGGCCACAGUACAUGUCACCAUCCAGGCAGUCUGGCACCUUGGCCUCUCAGCUCCUUCUGCACGUUUCAAAGCCCCGCACGGAGCCCCUGCUUGGUGCUGCUACCCCCUUGCCCUUUCCCCAUCUCCCCAUUCCUGGGAGAGCCUGGUCUGAGUGUGACCUGGGAAGCUUUGGCACUGCCAUCGGGUCACUCGUCACUUUCUCCCUUACAUGUUAAAUCUUGAGAAUCAGCUUGAGGCCACAGGAGGAAGAAAAGGGCUGAAGGAGGUCAGACAACUUGCAAGGGGCACAUUCUAGCCUGGAACCCACACCCUGAGAACCCAUCUUUCUUGUUAAUCUUUCCCUUGAUUACUUUGGAUUCACAGGACUCACAUGUUUCUCGUAAGGGCAGACGUCUAAGAAGAUAACUCACUGGGCUUUCUCUCUGUCGUCCAUGCUGGUAACUGAUGACUUGUUAUUCUUGAAUCUUUUGGCACCUCUGCCUUUUGAGUCAGUAUGGCGCCCUCAUAGUUUCAGUAGAAAGAUGCCGAAUAGCCUAAAGUAAACUAAGCUUUGCCAGUUUUCUUAUUGAAACAUCCCAACCAGAAAGGUCAACAGGAAGGCCUUCACCAACAUGAAGGCCAUCAGGCCGAUCUGUGUCUGGCAUGGAGAACCACUCCUGGUCUGCAGUUGGGCCAUGACACCAGCUGCCAGUCUGGGGAUAUCAUUUCUUUGGUUUCUUUAUAAAAAAUCGGUGCUAGUAGUAAUUGCUUUGUGGCUUAGUAAACUAAUUUGUGGAUGGUUUUCCGACAUUCAAAGCCAAUAGCCUUGUUAUUAACACAGAUGCUUUGAGUGUGGUAUCGCUCAUUGAUUUUGUUUUCUCAUCCCCAUCUGAGGAUUCCAGAGUCUUCCGUUCUUCCCUGGGGCUCUCUUGCCUCUUUCAGGGUAGCCCAAGUUGGCCCUGUGUGGGCCAGUCUAUUUUCUGAAGUCAUUCUUUCCCCCCCCCAUCCUUUUCCCUCGGUUUCAUUAGCCCCUCCACAUCUUUUUCUUUUUUCUUCCCUCCUUUAUUCAUUCAUCAAGCAUUUAGCUGAGCCUGGGCAAUGUGCUAAGAUCUAGGGACAAGGUAUGGCCCUGUCAUCAGGGAAGCCCACAGUCUCUUGUUUUGUAUAGACUUGUCUUUUCUCCAGGGGUCUUGCAGGUCAGUAACUUUGGCAUUCACAUAUAGGUACUCUCUGCAGAAUUUAGGUUUGCAGAGAUACUGUCUGUUGUGCUGAUAGCUCUUCUUUCAUUCAUUCAUUCAUUCACUCAUUCAUUCAUUUAAUCAGCAGACACUUGGGGCAAGCCAGGCAUUGUGCCGGUACUAGAAAUGUAGCUGCAUACCAGACAGGCACUCCACCCCCGGCCCCCCCUCUAUUCUCCAUGUGGAAGGGGGAUGUUUUCAGACCUUUCUGGGGAAUGAGAACCUUGCACCCCUUCCACAUUUAACCCACUGGGAGCCUGUAAUCAUAAUACAAACUACUGCCAUGUGGCAUUUACCCAAGGACGGAAAAGCCAGGCAGCAACAAGAGUAUAAUCUCCCGGUCAGCCAGACCCUCAACGGCUCAUAUCCAACUCAAAUUUCAGAGAUUUGUUUUAAACAAUUCUUCUCACUGUACAAAGUGGAAGAAUGAAGCCCGAGGAUGGCCAGUGAGAGCCAUGAAAUGAACAGCGAAUUACAAGCAGGGCUCCCCAUGUGGGUGAAAUCAGAGUUAGGAUGAAGUCUGGAAUAUCUAAAAGCGUGCUUCGGAGGGGCCCUUGGCCCCGGUGGUGGUUUGGGUUUGGGCUUUGGCGUGUAGGUUAUAGGAGGGUCUGCCUGGCUUGAUUCAGGGUGCGUGGCCCCAGGCCAUCCUUGAGCACAUCCAUUGUUCCAUUUCUGAGGACAGGUGAGCCUCUUCUACCUGGGAGACACUGAGGCACUUCGUUUUGUCUGUGAUAGCCUGAUUUUUUACAAAAUAGUCUCUAAAACAAAAGUGAGUUGCCACGAAAACCUCCAGGAAAAGCUACUUGUUCCUCUCCAUUUUUUUUUCUAUUGCUUUUUUUUUUUUUACUGAUUUUUUUAUUCCAUGUCUUUAAAUUUUUUAAACAUUUACUUAAGAAUGCAUACACUGAUGAAAAAAGUAGUGCCGUUCUUAUAUCUUAUUUAUUUUUUUUAAAGAUUUUUUUUUUGAUGUGGACCAUUUUUUUUUAAAUAUUGAAUUUGUUACAAUAUUGCUUCCAUUUUAUGUUUUGGCUCUUUAGCCGGGAGGCAUGUGGGAUCUCAGCUCCAAAGCCCUGGCCAGCUGAGCCACAGGGACGGCUGCCCCGAGGUUCUGCCCGUGGGACCGCCUUGGGCCUCCUUUUACUGGGGAGGGUGGAUUGGGUUUCUGCAGUAGGAGACACUUCUCCCUUCACUGGGGCUGAUUAAUGAUCGAAGCAAAUAGAAACCAUACAACUCAGGAACCAGGGUUUUGUUUCUGUUCCCUUUGUGAAAACCAAUCCAUUACGAGAUUAGGGGAUGGGUGCAGAGAAAUCUUGGCGGAGCCAAAGUCCCUUCUUGGAAAUUCAAGCCUUGAAAUUCAAAGGACGUCAAAGACCUCAGCUUGUUUAAGUGAUUUUACUUCCAGCUGUGAGUGGCUUUGACAAGGAGAGUUUAAACAGGGUUCUGCAGACCUGCUGGUGAUUAUGUAGGUAGGGAAAACCUUGGACAAAUGUUAAGUGGGGCGCAGGUCAGCAGCAGGCUUCCUUAGCCAGCAUACUGUCUUUAUUUCCAUAAACCUCCUGGCCCCUACAAGUCCCCCUGCCUUUUCUUUUUAGAAGUUUAUUGAGAUCUUUGACAUUUGGUAUGGGGGGGCGGGGUUCAUUGACAUAAAGUAAAAUUCACCCUUUUGAAGUAUACGGUUCAGUGAAUUUUGACAAAGGUACACAGCCUUGUAACCAGCACCGAAGUCAACGUGAUAUUUCCAUCACUCCAAAACAUCCCCUCAGGCUCCUUUGAUGUCCAUCCACUCCUCCCACCCCCAGCACCUGGUGACCACUGAUGGAUUUUCUGACCCUGUAGAUUUGCCUUUUCUAGAAUGUCAUAGAAAUGGAGCCACAGUGUAGUAGCCUUCGAGUCUGGCCUCUGUCACUCGGCUCGUUGCCUCUGAGUCACCUUGUGGCUGGAUGUCAGUAGCUUGUCCCCUUAUAUCGCCGAGUAGCGGUCCGUUGCAUGGGUGCACCCCCGCUGCUUCCUUACUUUUAAAAUAAGUUGUCUGCCCCCGAAGUUCCUGGCCUGGGGUCUUAAGCUCGUGUGCACGGCUGCUUUCAGCCAGCUGCGCCCACGAGUGGUUCUUGGGGCUCACGCUUGCACUUUGGGAUCAUUUUAGGUUUUUGACAAUGCAGAAAGCUGCUGGGGUCGGGGGGAGGGGGCGGGCAGGGUCUCCACUGCCCUCCACUUCCGCUGGCAUCUCGGCUGGCAGUUCUACUUGCUUCUGGGGACCCUCCUUUCAACUUGCCCAGUCCCUGCCAUUUGGUGAGGGUUAGGGGGUGUGGAAGGUGGGAGGAGGGAGCGUGGAUGAGAAGGCAGGGAGCCCAUCACCACCCUUUCCUGGAUCUCUGUUCCUUCAUCGGCAAACUGAAGGUGUUCGUUCUAGACGGUCUCCCAGGCCUCCUCCAGCUGCUGAAUUCUGUCUCCUCCCCUUGUCACUUCCAGCUUUGUACCCUGUGCCCACGUCAUGCCCAAUCUGUGUCCCGUCAGCACGGCUGUGUGUGAUGUCACCUAACACCCUCAUGAGAGGGGUACCCAGGCGCGUCUCUGUUCAGACACAAAAACUUAAGAGUUUCAUGAGCUGUUGAGAAUGAGGUAGUUCCUCCUUGGACCCCUAAAGAAAGCAGAAGUCAUGACCUUUCAUGCACCGAUUUUUGACACCAUGUCCUGAAAGUCACUUCCAAGGAGCAAAAACAGGCAUGAAGACACAGCUCCCUCCCUUCAGGUUCUUGUCACUGCCGGAGCCUCGCUCGCCUGGCCUGUGCCCUCACCGUACUGGAUGGUGAGCGAGAGGGCCCCAGCCAGCUGACACUGGGCAGCUCGGGGCCUGACCCCCAAGGUAACAACUCCCCCGAGCGCAUCUUGAUCGUGCCCUGCUCAGUGGAAGUUGAGCCCCGGAAGGCAACCAGGCAAACGGAAGACAUUCUUGGGCCCAGGCCAGGUGAAGGUAUGGGCCGUGGAGCCCAAGUCACAGGGUCCCACGCUGCCAGGGACCAUGACAGACUUUCACACCAUGAAAGUCAUUUCUGUCGGGCCUUUCCUGAAAGUGAGGGACCCAACUCCCCUUUCCUGGUUUGAGUGAGACCAAGACAAGUGACAGAAACCCAUGUUCCAUUUCCCCUAACCCUCUAGAUGCUGGGGCGUGGCUGUUGGGUGCCUUUGUUGGGAGGUGCCUCUGAGGGAGAGGGGUUGUGAUGAACUUGGAUCUCUAUGCGCUGUUCAGGGGAAUUGACCCUUUGCGUUUGAGGGAAAUCCCUAAUGGGAUUGCAGCGGUGGGAUGCAGGGGGUCAGGCACAUGCGUGCUCUUGGGGACACCAGGACAUGGGGAUGAGGAAGGAAAGCAUAUGGUACCAGGGUAAGAGCACCAGACUGGCCCUGCUCUGCUGUCUCAUUUGUCCCAUAACCUGAAGUGAAGUCACAUCCCCUCCCGGGACCUGUGUGUUACCGAGUGGAGAUACUCCUAUCUGGCGCCACACGCGGCCGCAGACUGGCUCUCGGGACUGUGGCCUCCAGGCAGCUGUGCGGACCCAGGGACAGUCAGUCAAAGGGACACCAGCCAUCCUUGGUGACAGGGGCCCCAAAAUUGCAUCUCUGCCCUUAGGAAGGAGAUGAAGGGGGUGGGCAGCCCUUUCACAAACAUGAGCACAUCAGCAAACCCCAUGAAAGCGGAAUUUUCUAACAAAUAAACUUGCUUGUUUGCUCUGUUUUCUGUAACUUUUGCUAAAUACUUUAUACAUUUUUAACGUUAAAAAGCGGUGUCUCCUCCAGCAUUCCUCAUCCCAGAACGAAUGUGUUUACUCCACAUUGUAUAUCCUUCCAUCCCCUGGCUGCCUAGAUCAGUAAAUAAAAUUGAUGUACUAUAAUUUAUAAGUAACACUGUUGAACUCUGAUCCCUAUGGAGGCUGUAACCCACCCCUCCCACCCUGUCCCCACGCCCCCCCCCCAGCCCCGUAAUAGCAUUUGUGUGUAUUAAUGCUGAAAAAUUAAAUGUUUAAAGGGUUUAAAUUUUGAAGGCGUUUGCUAUAUAUAAUUGUUCUGCAUUAUUA